ACGUGCGGACGUCACGUUUGGUUCUGCUGCGCGGGAGUUGCAGUUUUGUGCCUUAUUUUGUUUACACAGCUAACGUUACUUUUAACCGUUAAAUGCAUCUUUUCUUUGUGAAGUAACCCAUCUGAUAUUCCUCUUAAUCACAUUACACCUGAGACAGUGAAAUCCUCCAUUGGACACAGAAUGGCUGCGGCUCCAGUGGAGUACACCAUCGGAGGGGUGAAAAUAAACUUCCCCUGCAAAGCUUAUCCCUCUCAGCUGGCCAUGAUGAACUCAAUCAUUCGUGGACUUAACAAUGGGCAGCACUGUCUGUUGGAGAGCCCUACUGGCAGUGGGAAGAGUCUUGCUUUGCUUUGUUCAGCGCUCGCAUGGCAGCAAGCACAGUUUGGUAAAGAACAGGAUGCAUGUUCUAGUUCAGCUGACUGUAAGAAACCAGCAGUGGCUACUCCAUGUCAGUGUGUGUGCCAUAAUCGAAAUGCACACCCCACUUCCAGCAGCACAGCAUCUAAACCACCUCUGGUUGAUCUUCCUUGUGAAGGUACUUCUGCUCAAGCUCCAACCCCUCUCUCAAAAGAAGUCAAUAGUGACCAGUCUAAGAAGUCCACUUUGUCUUCCCGUCUCUCUGAGAAACUUCAGGCCUCUCUCUCCAAUGGAGAACAAGAUGAUGAUUUUAAGAUUGACAGGAAGCGCAUUCGUACACCAAGCACAGAGCAGAAGAGCAGCAAGCGAAGAUGUCUCGAGCGAGGAGUGAUUUACAUUGAUGAUGAUGAAGAGGCGGCGCAUCUGGAGAGACUGGUGCCCGGGGCUCAGAGUUGGACCAUGGAAUUGAACAGUGGUGCCAGAGCUGACAGCUGCCAAUCGCAGCCACAGUGUUGUUCUCACGUGUCUUGUUCACUCUGUCCUUGCGCCAACCUCAAAGCAGGACAGAAAACGGUUGAAAAGUCCAAGGACAGUGAUAAAGACAAAGAGGGAAGCGGAAGGAAAAAGAUCCCAAAGAUCUUCUUUGGCACUCGUACUCAUAAGCAGAUCACACAGAUCGCACGGGAGCUCAAACGGACACUUUACUCCACCGUGCCCAUGACGAUACUGUCCAGCCGAGGACAUACCUGUGUUCAUCCUGAAGUGGUGCCUCAUGCCAACCGCAGCGAGCGCUGCAAAGAGCUGCUGGAGGCCAAGAACGGUCUGUCAUGUCGGUACUACCACAAUGUGCAUAAAAUGCGUGAUCAGAGCACUUUACAGUGGGUUCAUGGGCUACAUCAGGCCUGGGACAUUGAGGAUCUGGUCCGUCUUGGCGGUAAGCUGCGGUCCUGUGCUUACUACGCAGCUCGGGAGCUCAUGCAAGAUGCUUGCAUCGUGUUCUGUCCUUACAACUACCUGCUGGACCCCCUCAUUCGUGAAAGUAUGGAAAUCAAUCUGAAGGAGCAGAUUGUGGUGCUGGAUGAGGCUCAUAACAUUGAGGACUGUGCCCGUGAGAGUGCCAGUUACACACUGAACCAAGCUCAGCUGUUGCUGGCGCGGGAUGAGAUGGAUGGAAUGGUGACACACAACAUUCGGCGCGAUCAACACAGGCCUCUGCUAGCCUUCUGCUGCAGCCUUGCCAAUUGGGUGCAGGAAAGCUGCAAUAGCUUAGAGGAGCGUGAAUAUGAGUCUUCCUGUAAGGUCUGGACAGGAGCCGAGAUUCUUGGCAUCUUUCAUGGCCUUGGCAUCACAGCAGACACCUUCUCUUUGCUACAGAAAAACCUGGCAGCAGUGCUGGAGAAGGAGGAGCGGAUUGGGCUAGUGAACGGGAGAGAAGACGUGGUGCAGGUUCCCACCAUCAGCUCCAACACUCAGUCAAUGCUCAAAAGCCUCUUUAUGGUGCUGGAAUUUCUUUUCAGACAAAAUUGCAGGUUUGCAGAUGAUUACCGUGUGGCCCUCCAGCAGAGCUACAUGUGGACCACCCAGCAGGACCUGCCUGACGCUCAGGGCUUUUUCGCACGACCCCAGCGUCGCCGACAGAGCACCCGCACCAAAACUCUGGUGCACACCCUGAGCUUUUGGUGCCUCAACCCUGCUGUGGCAUUUUCAGAUCUGAGCGGCUCAGUACGGAGUGAUAAUGCUAGUUUGCCACAGAGUUCUGAAGAUAUGUUAGAUAAACUGAGGGACCGCUGGAUGAACACAGGUCUGUGGGACAAGUUUGAGGAGCGGAAGACUGUAAUUACUGAGCCACGUGGUGGUGGCAAGGGUGAUUUUGAUGAGUUGCUGCAGACAUACUACGAGGCCAUCAGAGGAACAGCAGCCAAUGGUGAAAACAGAGAUGGAGCACUGCUGGUUGCGGUUUGCAGAGGGAAGGUUAGCGAGGGCUUAGACUUCACCGAUGAUAAUGCCAGAGCAGUGGUCACUAUUGGUAUCCCAUUCCCCAAUAUCAAAGACUUGCAGGUUGAACUGAAGAUGAAAUACAAUGACAAGCAUGCCAAGUCACGAGGGCUUCUGCCUGGUGGGCGCUGGUACGAGAUUCAAGCAUAUCGGGCACUAAACCAGGCACUCGGAAGGUGUAUACGACAUCGAAAUGACUGGGGGGCACUUAUACUGGUCGAUGACCGGUUUAGGACAAACCCAAACAAAUACAUCACAGGCCUGUCAAAGUGGGUGCGUCAGCUAGUGAGGCACCAUGACACCUUCACUGGCGCCAUGCAGUCCCUGGAGUCCUUUUCUCAAAGCCAGCGGGGGGCAGUAGAGACCUUUGAAGAGACACAAUCUCAAGCUGCCCCUCAACACCCCAGCCCUUCCACUAUUACCUCACCCCCUCCCGAGAUAAUCACCCCCCUCAAGCCAUUUGACCAUAGGCUUGCACCGCCGAACCUACACACCGAGGUGCGGGCGGCCAACUCUGAGAGCAGGUCUUCUGAAUCAGGUGACAAAAAGAAUAUGCAGCAUCCAUCUGAACCAAGCAGAGAACAUAAUGUCCAAAGAACACCAUGGCCUACAAGCCACCUCUUCACUUCCACUCCAGUCAGUAGCCAAUUCAAGACUCCUAUUUUUCAAUCCGAGCCAGAUGCGAGUUCAGUGAUCAACAAGCAAGUUCAGCAUGAAGUUAUUUCUGUUGCACCAAAGCACCAAAUAAAUGUGGUUCCUGACCUAAAUGACAGUUCAGUUGAUCCUCAACUUGAGCAGGUCUUUGUGAUCCCUGCCUCUACUUCAAAGGAUACCACCACUGGAAUGGACCAUAAGGAUACUGAAGUGGAUGAACAAAGUAUCUUCUACAGCCCUGAGCUUUUUGAAGGAGAUGAGGAGGAGAAGGAAGAGACUACUGAGAAAUCUUUUCCAGAAGUCAGCCAUCCUCUCGCUAAUAGCACAGCCAGUGUUCUUUUAGAGGACCUCUUUGGUUCAGAGGAAGGAAAGAGGACAUUGUCUGAAGACCUUGUGAGCAGCGCUGUCCCAGACGACACAUUGUUACAGGGUAGUACAGAGCAGAGAGAUUUAAACUGCGGGACAGAUAUUGGCUCACAAAAUGGUGCCAGCAGUAGUCGAUUACGUAGACUCUCCAGAUGUAGGCAGAAAAGGCCCAACACAUCAGCAGCAUCAGGUAAACUCACCAACUAUUUUAAACACGUGCCCCCAACUAGCCAACCGUGCAUAAUUAUAAUUGAUGACUGAUGUUUAGCUUUGUGUAUGAUGAAGAAAGAAAAGAGCGAAUGUAUGCAAGUCUAUUGUGUCUUAUUUGGUUUAAUAAUGAACAUUUUAAUCGUACCCCCAAAAAUCAACAUACGGCCACUGAUCUGUCUUUAAUAAGCUCCUGAGAAUCUGUGUAUCUUUUAUAAGAAUUAUUAAAAUAAGUGACAAGCACAUCCUCCUCUCUGCGACGUAAUGUCUUGACUGGGUUGAUUUUAAUGAGAUGUACUGUACUGUGGGGGCUAAAAAUUGGAAGGUGUGGGCAGGGGUGUACAUGGCUGAUUUCACUCGGCUGAGAGGUUCUACAUUUUUACUCAGAAAUUACAGCCCAGUAAAGUUUUAUUUGUGUGAACUCUGAAUGUAAACAGGGGGCAGCUGUGUAGUGCUGGGGCGCCAAGGGCAGGCGGGUCUGUAAACAGACACAGAAAGCUGCUUCUUUCUGUCUUGCUCUCACUAAAAGCUCUAAGAAAUGACAACAUGUGAAGGAUUAAGUUAUAUGAACACACAAAUAACAACGCAUUGAACUGGGCUAAAUCUAUAGUGAAGUAUUUUUAA
This is a messenger RNA of Sinocyclocheilus grahami, 4203 nucleotides long. Its product is annotated as Fanconi anemia group J protein-like. The transcript is spliced from 20 exons. The record is from RefSeq and is a predicted model, not a curated record. Gene Ontology annotation, biological process: double-strand break repair involved in meiotic recombination; nucleotide-excision repair. The coding region runs from base 181 to 3633 and encodes 1150 amino acids. Gene Ontology annotation, cellular component: nucleus. Gene Ontology annotation, molecular function: DNA helicase activity; hydrolase activity, acting on acid anhydrides, in phosphorus-containing anhydrides; ATP binding. NCBI's taxonomy places the organism in Eukaryota, Metazoa, Chordata, Actinopteri, Cypriniformes, Cyprinidae.